Populus nigra (black poplar) is the source of this 2308-nucleotide messenger RNA. Its product is annotated as low affinity sulfate transporter 3. Gene Ontology annotation, biological process: transmembrane transport. The coding region runs from base 125 to 2119 and encodes 664 amino acids. Gene Ontology annotation, cellular component: membrane. Lineage: Eukaryota; Viridiplantae; Streptophyta; Magnoliopsida; Malpighiales; Salicaceae. Gene Ontology annotation, molecular function: secondary active sulfate transmembrane transporter activity. The record is from RefSeq and is a predicted model, not a curated record. The transcript has 12 exons.
CUUAGAUACUUGUACUAGUGAGGUUAAUUGGAUUACUUUAAAGGUGCCUUCUGCAAAAAAAAAAAAAAAAAAAACAGAUAAUAUAGAAGCUCAAGGAGUUCCCUCAAGCACUUCAAACAGUACCAUGGGUUCUCAGCCAAUUCAAACCUUCAGCGUUGAAGAGCAGCGGCGGCGGCAUCUUAACAUGGAAGAUGCUACUAGUCAGCUUGAGAUGGCACAGUGGGUGCUGAAUUCUCCUGAUCCACCAGGCCUAUUGCAAGAGCUCAGUAGUUCAGUGAGAGAAAUUAUUUUCCCUCAUGGAAAAAAGCACACUUCAUCAACUGCGAGGCGAAAACAACAAAGCCGUGCCAUGGAAUUCUUGCAAGGGGUAUUUCCGAUCCUGAGAUGGGGUAGGGAUUACAAAGCUUCCAUGUUUAAAAACGACCUAAUGGCAGGUUUAACUCUUGCGAGCCUUAGCAUUCCUCAGAGUAUUGGAUAUGCUAAUUUAGCAAAACUUGAUCCUCAGUAUGGCCUGUAUACUAGUGUUAUCCCACCUCUGAUUUAUGCUAUAAUGGGAAGUUCAAGAGAGAUAGCCAUCGGCCCUGUAGCUGUGGUAUCUAUGCUGCUCUCUUCCAUGAUUGGGGAGAUACAAGAUCCUUUAGCUGAUCCAGUUGCCUAUAGAAACUUUGUUUUUACUGUUACCUUGUUUGCUGGAACCUUCCAAGCCAUAUUUGGACUGUUUAGGUUGGGUUUUCUUGUGGACUUCCUUUCUCAUGCAUCCAUUGUUGGAUUUAUGGGGGGUGCUGCCAUUGUCAUUGGUCUUCAGCAACUGAAAGGGCUGCUUGGAAUCAGCCAUUUCACCACCAAAACUGAUGUGGUUUCAGUUCUUCACUCUGCUUUUACAUCAAUUGACCAUCCAUGGAGCCCAUUGAAUUUCGUCCUCGGUUGUUCAUUCCUAAUUUUUCUCCUAAUUGCCAGGUUUAUUGGAAGGAGAAACAAGAAGCUCUUCUGGUUCCCAGCUGUUGCUCCCCUCGUGUCAGUAAUACUGUCCACUUUAAUUGUGUUUUUGACAAAAGCUGACAAGCAUGGAGUUAAGAUUGUAAGACACAUCAAAGGAGGCCUGAACCGGAGUUCAGUCCAUGACUUACAACUCAGUGGCCCACGAGUGGGGCAAGCAGCCAAAAUUGGGCUCAUUUCUGCCAUUGUUGCUCUUACCGAAGCCAUUGCUGUUGGCCGGUCUUUUGCUUCCAUAAAGGGCUACCACAUUGAUGGGAACAAGGAAAUGCUUGCCUUAGGCUUCAUGAACAUUGCAGGAUCUUUAUCUUCUUGCUACGUUGCAACUGGUUCAUUCUCAAGAACUGCUGUGAAUUUCAGCGCAGGAUGCCAAACAUUGGUGUCCAAUAUAGUAAUGUCUAUUACAGUACUUGUCUCACUAGAGGUGUUUACUAGGCUCUUGUACUACACUCCCACUGCGAUCCUUGCUUCAAUCAUUCUGUCAGCUCUUCCUGGACUCAUUGACAUACGGGGAGCUUAUUAUAUCUGGAAAGUUGAUAAACUGGACUUCAUCGCUUGCAUUGGUGCUUUCUUUGGUGUCUUGUUUGCGUCAGUGGAGAUUGGUCUUCUAGCUGCGGUCACAAUCUCAUUUGCAAGGAUAUUGCUGAAUGCCAUUAGACCAGGCAUAGAAGCACUUGGGAGACUACCAAGAGCUGAUGUAUACUGUGAUAUGAACCAAUAUCCCAUGGCCGUUAAAACUCCCGGCAUUUUAGCAGUCCGCAUCAACUCUGCCUUGCUUUGCUUUGCGAAUGCCAAUUUUAUAAGAGAAAGGAUAUUAAGGUGGGUGACAGAAGAAGUAAAUGAAAUUAAAGAAAGCACCGAGGGAGGGAUUCAAGCAGUAAUUCUUGACAUGUCCAAUGUAAUGAACAUUGACACGGCAGGAAUUCUUGCGCUAGAAGAGCUGCACAAGGAGUUGCUCAUUCAUGAAGCACAAUUAGCUAUAGCCAACCCCAAGUGGCAAGUGAUUCACAAGCUAAGGUUGGCCAAAUUUAUAGACAGAAUUGGAAGAGGGUGGAUUUUCCUCACUGUCAGUGAAGCCGUAGAUGCAUGUGUUAGCUCUAAAUUAACUGCCCUCGCAAACUGUUGAUGCGGAGUUUGGCGGCCUCUUGCUUAACCGAAUAAGCUCUUUUGCAUGGAGUAAAAAAAAAAAAAAAGCCUCGUGAGAAAUGAAAUAUUUAGCAUAAAUGUAAUCCUGUGAGUCUACUUGGAGUUACAUUUUUCAUGGAGGUAUGGUUGCGAAAAGUUUUUUUAAAAAAAGAUGACUUGUUUAGUUCAA